This is a messenger RNA of Austrofundulus limnaeus, 886 nucleotides long. RefSeq names its product ribosomal protein S6 (gene rps6). The transcript is spliced from 6 exons. Gene Ontology annotation, cellular component: ribosome. The coding region runs from base 96 to 845 and encodes 249 amino acids. Lineage: Eukaryota; Metazoa; Chordata; Actinopteri; Cyprinodontiformes; Rivulidae. The record is from RefSeq and is a predicted model, not a curated record. Gene Ontology annotation, molecular function: structural constituent of ribosome. Gene Ontology annotation, biological process: translation.
AAGUUAUCGCGAGACUUUUCAGCUCUAUGUGAAAUCACGAAGCGGAUAUCCUGUCUCUUUUCCCUGGCAGACCGUCGUUGUGCCGGUUUGGCAAAAUGAAGCUAAACAUCUCAUUCCCUGCUACUGGCUGCCAGAAGCUGAUUGAAGUUGAUGAUGAGCGAAAGCUUCGCAUCUUCUACGAGAAGCGUAUGGCCACUGAGGUGGCUGCAGACUCUCUAGGUGAUGAGUGGAAGGGCUACGUGGUACGCAUCAGCGGAGGCAACGACAAGCAGGGCUUCCCCAUGAAGCAGGGUGUACUGACCCACGGCCGUGUGCGUCUGCUGCUCAGCAAAGGCCACUCCUGCUACCGUCCCCGGAGGACUGGCGAGCGCAAAAGGAAAUCUGUCCGUGGUUGCAUCGUUGAUGCCAACCUCAGCGUUCUGAACUUGGUCAUCGUCAAGAAAGGUGAGAAGGACAUUCCUGGGCUGACUGAUAGCACUGUCCCUCGUCGCCUCGGUCCUAAGAGAGCCAGCAAGAUCCGCAAGCUUUUCAACCUGUCUAAGGAGGAUGAUGUGAGGCAGUACGUUGUGAGGAGACCCCUGAGUAAAGAAGGUAAGAAGGCCAGAACCAAGGCUCCUAAGAUCCAGAGACUGGUGACUCCUCGUGUGCUGCAGCACAAGCGCCGCCGCAUCGCUCUGAAGAGACACCGCACCCAGAAGAACAAGGAGGAGGCCUCUGAGUAUGCCAAGCUGCUGGCAAAGAGGAUGAAGGAGGCAAAGGAGAAGCGCCAGGAACAGAUUGCCAAGAGGCGUCGCCUUUCCUCCCUGAGGGCAUCCACAUCCAAGUCAGAGUCCAGCCAAAAGUGAAAUCCACAAGUCAAAUAAAGUCUUGUUUUGCUGAAAAACUA